CGUCCCGUUUCAGCUCCUUCACAAUGCUGUGGAGAGGGUGAAUGGGUGAGGUGGAGGUGGUGGGGUGGGCAUUUAAGAGAGCAGUAGGUGGGAGUGGAGUCUGACCGCAGAGGGUCUACUGUUUAAGAGAAAGGGAAUUCUCUCUUUCACUCACUCACUCUCUCCCUCCCUUACCCUGCCUCUCUCUUUCUCGCUCUCUCUCCUCACUGGCUGCUCAACAUCAGCCAGCUCUCUAGGUAGACUCGAGUAAACACUCAAAGAGAACAGAGAGAAGAGGGAAGAUGACAGAGCUGUCAGUGCUCUGAGAGAUACAGACCGGUGAGAACAUUUGUCAGGGCUAGCUGAUAAGGCUCUCUUCAAGACUGCUUAGACUGCUCAUCGGUGGAGAGGCUGCAAGCAUUCUCUUCAAGGAAUCAGGACAGGAAUACUGACUAGACUCAUAAGCUGCAGUAAUAGGGUGUCAUCAUGGGAAUGAGAAGUUUCCUUUUGGGCUGCUUAACUGUGGCCCUCAUCCUCCAGCUCACAACUGCUGGUCUUGUCAGGAAGGUCAUCCGCCACCGCAGAGAGGCCCUGAUGCCAAAGAAAACCCAGGAGAACCUCACCCUGCCCCACCCUGACCAGCCGGUAGUGUUCAAUCAUGUCUACAACAUCAACGUCCCCUCCACGUCACUCUGUGCCGUGGACCUUGACUCACCAGGAGGCACCGAGCUCAAGCACAAGAGCACCCCGAUGGAGAUGCAGAAUGCCGAGCACAUGGAGCACACCAUGGAUGGUGACAAUCAGAUCGUUUUCACCCACCGCAUCAAUAUCCCCAAGCAGGCAUGUGGCUGUGACAACCAGCUGCCAGACAUCAAAGCUAUUCUGAGCAGGCUGGAGAUGCUGGAGUCAGAGCUGUCUAGUCUGAGGGAGCAGUGCAGUAGUGGAGCAGGCUGCUGUGGAGCUCAAGUUACAGGUGAAGUGUCCUCAAAGCCCUACUGUAAUGGGCGUGGGAACUGGAGUACUGAUACCUGUAGCUGUGUUUGUGAGCCUGGAUGGAAGGGCCCGAACUGCACUGAACUCGAGUGUCCGGGCGACUGCCAGGACCAAGGCCGCUGUGUAGAUGGCAAAUGUGAAUGCUUUGAGGGCUUUGGUGGGGAUGACUGCGGUAUUGAGCUCUGCCUGCUGGACUGUGGUGACUAUGGUCACUGUGUUGAUGGGUCCUGCCUCUGCGAAGACGGCUUUAUCGGUGAAGACUGUUCUCAGACCAACUGUCUCAACAACUGCCUGGGCCGCGGACGCUGUGUGGAUGAUGAAUGCGUGUGCGACCAUCCAUGGACGGGUUUCGACUGCUCCGAACUCAUCUGUCCAAACGACUGUUACGACAGAGGACGCUGCAUCAAUGGUACUUGCUAUUGUGAAGAGGGCUACUCUGGAGAUGACUGCAGUGAGCUCACUUGUCCCAGCAACUGUAACGACCGUGGGAUGUGUGUGAAUGGUCAGUGUUUGUGUCAAACUGGCUACACUGGAGAGGACUGCUCCAAGCUCACCUGCCCCAAAGACUGCAAUGAGAAAGGCCACUGCUUCAACGGGAAGUGCAUCUGUGAUCCGGGAUUUGAGGGUGAAGAUUGCUCCGUCCUCUCGUGUCCUGACAACUGCAGCAACAGGGGCCAGUGCAUUAAUGGAGAAUGUGUAUGUGACCUAGGAUAUCAAGGUGAAGAUUGCAGUGAACUGUCCUGCCCCAACAAUUGUCACGACCGGGGCCACUGUGUUAACGGGCAGUGUGUAUGCGAGAAAGGCUACGCUGGAGAGGACUGUAGCAUCAAGACCUGUCCCAAAGAUUGCAUGGGACGUGGAGAGUGUGUGGACGGCAAGUGUGUGUGUUUCAGUGGCUUUACGGGGAAAGAGUGUGGUGAGCUGACCUGCCCCAAUAACUGCUUGGAUCGUGGUCACUGUGUAAACGGACAGUGUGUUUGCCAUAAGGGUUUCACUGGUGAGGACUGCAGUGAGAAGACGUGUCCCAAGAACUGCCUAGACAGAGGCUACUGCGUAGAUGGCAGCUGUGUGUGUUAUGAGGGAUUCACUGGUCCGGACUGCUCCAUAUUAACCUGCCCAGGAGACUGCCAUAACCAGGGACGCUGUGAGAAUGGAGAGUGUGUGUGUGAUGAAGGAUUCAUUGGAGAGGACUGCUCAGAGGUGUCACCACCCAAGGACCUAACAGUAGUGGAGAUCAACCCAGAGACAGUAGACCUAUCCUGGGAAAAUGAAAUGCGUGUGACAGAAUACCUGAUCACCUAUGUGCCCACGGCCCAUGGAGGUCUGGAGUUGGACAUGAGGGUGCCUGGGGACCAGAAGAUGGCCACUAUUAGGGAGCUUGAACCUGGAGUGGAAUACCUGAUCAGUGUGUAUGCUGUGCUCAGCAAUAAGAGGAGUGUUCCUGUCAGUGCUAGGGUGGCGACACAUCUUCCUGAGCCUGAAGGUCUCAAGUUUAAGUCAGUGCGGGAUACUUCAGUGGAGGUGCAGUGGGAUCCGUUGGACAUUGCCUUUGAUGGGUGGAACCUCAUCUUCAGAAACACGAAAGAGGAAGACGGUGAGAUUCUGAACUCCCUAGGCCGACCAGAGACCACCUUUGAGCAGUCGGGCCUGGGUCCAGGCCAGGAGUACGAGGUCAAACUGGAGGUGGUGAAGAACAACAAGCGUGGACCGCCUGCCUCCAAGAAUGUCGUCACAAUGAUCGAUGCCCCCAGCCAGGUGAAUGUGCGUGAUGUGACCGACACCACUGCGCUGGUGACCUGGUUCCAGCCUGUGGCUGAGGUGGACGGGGUCAGUAUCUCCUACGGGCCCAGCUUGAAAUCCGCUGAUCGCACUGUGGUGGAGCUGACCUCUACUGACACCCAGUACCACCUGGGAGACCUCCACCCUGACACAGAGUAUGAGGUGUCUCUGACAGCUCGAAGGGGAGAACGGACCAGCAAUCCUAUCUAUGAAUCCUUCCUCACAGACCUGGAUGCCCCCAGAGACCUGCAGACAGUGGAGCUGACAGAUGAGAGCAUCACUCUUGAGUGGAAGAACAGCCGUGCUCAGGUAGACAACUACCGCAUCAAGUAUGGACCUCUGUCUGGUGGAGAGCAUGAAGAGCUGCUGUUCCCCCCAGGACCUAAGGACUUCACCCAGGCCAAGAUCACUGGCCUGAGACCCGGCACAGAGUACGGGAUGGGUGUGACGGCAGUGAAAGAUGAGAGGGAGAGUCUGCCCACAACUGCCAACGCCGUGACUGCACUGGAUGCUCCCAAGGACCUAACUGUAACAGAGAUGACUGAGACCACUAUGAUCCUGGAGUGGAGGCGUCCCUUUGCCAAACUGGACUUCUACAGACUGGUUUACGUCUCUGCUGAUGGUCACAGGGCUGAAGAAGUGAUCCCAGGGACCUCUGAAGCUCACACCCUGAGGGGCCUGACACCUGGCAUGCUGUAUACCAUCAGCAUCAGUGCAGAGAGGGGCCGCAGAAGCAGCGUACCCGCCACCAUCUCAGCACCCACAGAGAAGGAGAAGCCCGUGGUGACCAACGUCACUGCCAGCGACGUAUCGUGGGACAGCUUCCUCUUGUCCUGGUCUGCUGAGGACGGGGCUUUUGAUGCUUUUGUGAUCAAGAUUACCGAUGCAGAAACGGGCACUGAGUGGCAAAACCACACUGUGCCCGCUGAUGCUCGCAGCCUCACCAUCUCUGGGCUCUACCCCACCACCUGGUACAGAGCCAGUUUGUACGGGGUGUACAGGGGAGUCCCCUUAGACCCUGUCAUUGCAGAAACCAUCACAGAGUUCGAACCGGAGGUGCAGGCUCUCUCAGUCUCCGACGUCUCCCCUAACAGCUUUCAGUUGUCCUGGAUGGCCGAAGAGGACUCCUUUGACACCUUUGUCAUAAUGGUCAGCCAGGCCGAAGGCUUGGACCAACCACGAGAGCUGGUGCUGGGUGGUGAUGAGAGAACUGCAGUGAUGACAGAUCUCGAUGAGGAUACCGAGUACAAAGUAGAAAUCUUUGGGCUCAUUUUGGGAGGACGCUCCAAGUCUCUCUUGGAGGUGUUGAGAACAGACCUGGGCUCACCCAAGGGCAUUCGCUUCUCUGAUGUCACUGACACAUCUGCAACUGUUCACUGGGUGACUCCAAGAGCUCGAGUGGACAACUACCGGGUCACUUAUGUGCCUGCCUAUGGAGGCAACGCUAAGAUGCUGUCAGUGGAUGGCUCUGCAUCUCAGACUGUGCUGCCCAACCUGACACCUGGGGUCACUUACAAGGUCACCGUCAUCGCUGUCAAGGGUCAGAGGGAGAGUGAACCUGGAUCUGACAGUGUCACCACAGCUCUGGAUAAACCACGUGGUCUGAAUGCCGUCAACAUCACAGAUAGCGAAGCGUUGCUGCUCUGGCAGCCCGCCAUCGCUACUGUGGACGGCUAUGUCAUCACCUACAGCGCAGAUUCAGUGGCUCCAGUCAUGGAACGUGUGUCAGGAAAUGUGGUGGAGUUUGAGAUGAGCUCUCUGGCGCCGGCCACACACUACACUGUGAAGGUCUAUGCUGUGCGGGACCUGGCCAAGAGCGCAGCCACUACAACAGAGUUCACCACAGAUGUGGAUGCCCCCCAGGACUUGACAGCCAGUAACAUCCAGACAGAGAACGCCAUGCUGACGUGGAAGCCUCCUCGCGCUGACAUCACCGGGUACAUGCUCAGCUUUGAGUCUGCAGACCGCACCAUCCGGGAAGUGGUCCUGAGUCCUACUGCGGUGUCUUACAACAUGGCCCAGCUCAAAGCCUCCACUGAAUAUACAGUCAGCCUGCAGGCCCUCGCUGGACCCAAGAGAAGCAGAGUGAUCACUACUGUCUUCACCACCGCUGGCGUAUUGUACCGACACCCCAGGGACUGCUCCCAGGCCCUGCUGAAUGGAGACACCUCAUCAGGCAUGCACAACAUCUAUGUGGGUGGAGAUGAGAGCCAGCCCCUGCAAGUCUACUGUGACAUGAGCACUGAUGGAGGCGGAUGGAUCGUUUUCCUCCGACGUCAAAGUGGCAAACUGGAGUUCUUCCGCAACUGGAAGAAUUACACGGCCGGCUUUGGAGACAUGAAUGAUGAAUUCUGGCUGGGUCUGUCCAACCUGCAUAAGAUCACAGCCGGCGGUCAGUACGAGCUGCGAGUAGACCUCAGAGAUAAGGGAGAGACGGCCUACGCUCAGUAUGACAAGUUCUCAGUCGGUGAGCCUCGGACCCGCUACAAAGUCCAUGUAGGAGGAUACAGCGGUACAGCAGGCGACUCCAUGACCUACCACCACGGCCGUCCAUUCUCCACCUAUGACCAUGAUAACGACAUUGCUGUCACCAACUGCGCUCUGUCCUAUAAGGGAGCCUUCUGGUAUAAAAACUGCCACCGGGUCAACCUGAUGGGACGAUAUGGAGACAACAGUCACAGCAAGGGUGUGAACUGGUUCCACUGGAAAGGCCACGAGCACUCGAUCGAGUUCGCUGAGAUGAAGAUCCGGCCAUCCAACUUCAGAAACCUGGAGGGAAGGAGGAAACGAUCAUAAAUGAUAUAGAAAGCUCUGCCGCCGCCACUCCCACUCCCACCACCACCACCACCAACAACAACAACAACAACAACAACACUGCUACUACUCUGUCUGGACUCCCCAUAAACCACCUGGACUCCCAAACCCUCCUGCUCUGUAGCAACCAAAGCCACUGCCAAGAGCCCUGCUGUCCUCAGAUGAAA
Messenger RNA from Archocentrus centrarchus (flier cichlid), 5732 nucleotides. RefSeq names its product tenascin Cb (gene tncb). The transcript is spliced from 23 exons. The record is from RefSeq and is a predicted model, not a curated record. NCBI's taxonomy places the organism in Eukaryota, Metazoa, Chordata, Actinopteri, Cichliformes, Cichlidae. Gene Ontology annotation, molecular function: protein binding. Bases 466 to 5547 code for a protein of 1693 amino acids. Gene Ontology annotation, biological process: regulation of cell adhesion; neuron projection development.